Molecule: messenger RNA, 3045 nt
Organism: Ictalurus punctatus (channel catfish)
Lineage: Eukaryota; Metazoa; Chordata; Actinopteri; Siluriformes; Ictaluridae
Product: transcription factor 4
Exons: 21
Coding region: 442-2496 (684 amino acids)
Biological process (GO): regulation of transcription by RNA polymerase II
Cellular component (GO): transcription regulator complex
Molecular function (GO): protein dimerization activity; RNA polymerase II cis-regulatory region sequence-specific DNA binding; DNA-binding transcription factor activity, RNA polymerase II-specific
Source: RefSeq, a predicted model, not a curated record
AAUCGCCGACGAAUCGCCCAUCAGUAGAGAAGGGAGUCAGGAACUGGAACUGUGCCCAAGGUUAAGGAAAGAUAUGAGUUAUGAGACUGGACUAUUCACAGCAAACGCGAGACCACAGAAAUGUAUUGUAAAACUUCUCAUUACAACAGACGAUAACCUGCUUUCUGCUCUAUGCUGCUCGUUUUCGGAGACCACGCGGCGGGUUUUGAGGCAAAUGUAGCUUUUUUUUUAUUUCAACGCCGUUGUCGGACAGCGAUUUGAGCUAGCACGUUGCUAGCUAGCAAGUUGACUUGAGUGACAGGCUAGUGACGGGGGAAAAAAGUGCUCCGUUUGGGUCUGAAGGCACUGAGAAUUUACAACACUCAAGAAAAACGUCGGCAUUUUCUUUUCUUUUCUUUGUGGAUAAACAUUUCUACAGAAGGUUUGUGUGAUUUUGCCAAAAUGCAACAUCAUCAGCAGAGGAUGGCAGCUUUAGGGACGGACAAAGAGCUCAGCGACUUACUAGACUUCAGCGCGAUGCGAAACAGCGAUUUGAAAACGUUCCCAACAUCAAUGAUGUUUUCUCCUCCGGUUAGCAGUGGGAAAAAUGGACCGACCUCACUGGGAAGUGGGCACUUCUCCGGCUCAAAUGUGGAAGACAGACUGAGCUCAGCGUCCUGGGGAAACGGCAGCCGCAUAACAAAGGUAUACGUCGAGGGCUCUCAGUACUCUCACAUGGCCGGCCGGGACUUAGGGUCGCACGACGGGAUCUCUCCGCCCUACGUGAACUCUAGACUGGCAGGUAAAACAGAAAGAGCAUCGUACUCGUACUGUCGUGACUCGAACCUACACGGGUGCCAUCAGGGCAUCAUGGGAGGCGAGAUGGGAAUGGUGAGUCCCGGGACGGUUUCCCCCACUAAACCAGGCUCUCAGUAUUAUCAGCACUACAGCAGCAACCAACGGCGAAGACCUCUACACAGCGACUCUAUGGAGGUCCAGACAAAGAAAGUGCGCAAAGUUCCGCCCGGCCUGCCGUCCUCGGUAUACGCACCGCCUGCCAGCACCGCAGAUUAUAACCGAGACUCGCCGGGAUAUCCGAGCUCUAAAGCACCCAGUGGCAGCUUCCCCACCUCCUUCUUUAUGCCAGAUGGUCAUCACAGUACAGACCCAUGGAGCUCCUCCAGUGGUAUGAAUCAGGCAGGUUACAGUGGAAUGCUGGGAAAUUCCUCCCAUGGCCCUCAGAGCAGCAGCUACUGUGGCCUGCACCCACACGAGAGACUUAGCUACCCAUCACACUCCUCAGCUGAGAUUAAUCCCAGUCUUCCUCCGAUGUCCACUUUCCAUCGCAACAACGGCACAAAUCACUACAGCGCGGCCUCCUGCACAGCGACCACGAACGGAACAGACAGCGUUAUGGCUAAUCGAGCGCCAAGUGGAGCAGGAAGCAGCUCACAGACUGGAGACGCAUUAGGAAAGGCCCUGGCUUCGAUCUACUCUCCUGAUCACACCAACAACAGUUUCUCCUCAAACCCCUCCACCCCAGUGGGAUCUCCACCCUCACUCACAGCUGCGAGUUCAGCCGUCUGGUCCAGAAAUGGUCAGGGAGCCUCAUCCCCAAACUACGAGCCUCCUAUUCACUCACUGCAAAAUCGUAUAGAGGAUCGUCUGGAGAGACUGGAUGAUGCGAUUCACGUCCUUCAGAGGCACGCGGUUGGACACGGGGACCUGCACAGCCUCAUCACGCCAUCACACACGCACUCGCAUUCACACACACACUCGCACUCACACACCCACAACGGAGCCAUGGGCACCCUGAGCACCAGCUACGGCACCGGCCUGCUCCCGUCCAACAGACACUCACUCAUGGUGGGGUCUCAUCGUGAGGAGGGAGUAGGGUUGCGUAGUACUCACUCCAUUGUGCCCAAUCAAGUGCCAGUUCCUCAGCUGCCAGUUCAGUCUGCCACCUCACCAGAUCUCAAUCAGCCUGAUCCAUACCGGGCGCUCUCCAGUGGACUGCAGGGCCAGAGCACGUCUUCAGUGAGCUCAGACAUCAAAUCGGAGGACGAGGGAGACGAGAACCUGCAGGACGCCAAAUCCUUGGACACCAAGAAGGAGGACUUGGACAGCAAGGAGCUGAAAGCUAUAGAGAGCACCAACGAUGAUGAGGAUCUGACUCCGGAGCAGAAGAUCGAGCGCGAGCGCGAGAGACGGAUGGCGAACAACGCGCGAGAGCGUCUGCGUGUACGAGACAUCAACGAGGCAUUUAAGGAGCUCGGGCGCAUGGUGCAGUUGCACCUGAAGAGCGAUAAACCGCAGACCAAACUGCUCAUCCUGCACCAGGCCGUCGCGGUCAUUCUCAGUCUCGAACAGCAGGUCCGAGAGAGGAACCUGAAUCCAAAAGCGGCGUGUCUGAAAAGGCGAGAGGAGGAGAAAGGGUCCUCAGAUGCCCCGCCCCUCUCAAUGGGUGGAGCUCACCACAGCAUGGGCGACGCCUCCAAUCCAAUGGGACAAAUGUAAAAAGCCACACCUCCUCCCUAAAAUGGUCAAAGCUGCCAGACUUUAUGAAAAUGAUGAGCGACCACUUCCUUUGACGACAUCAUUUCCUCUCCUGAAAGUCUGUUAAACAAUCAAAUCUGACCAGAUCGAUCAAUCAAUCAAUCAGAUUACUGAUGAGUCACCUUAUUUUGUUCAUUCCUCUCCAUGAUCCCGUAUGUUUCCUUCUUCUCCUUCUUCUUUUUCUUUUUUUUUUUGAUAUAAUGACCUUACAUGUGCAUUGGCUAUGGGGAAAAAAAAAUCUUCUCUCCUUUUCAACAUUCCCAGUUUUUUAGGAAAAAAAAAAAAGAAAAAGGAACAGUAAAUAUUUAUAAUGUUUGGUUUUUUUUUUUUUUUGGUUUUUUUUUUUUUUUCAUUUCUUUUAUUUCCAAUAUGUGCAAAUGGUUGGGGAUUCUUCAAACAUAUCACGAUGUAAAACGUUGGAAAAGAGCUGUUACGGCUUUUACUGGCAAAACUAUUUAUUUUAUUGUUCAUACCGUGGACAAAAAAAAUAAAUAAAUAAAUCCUCUCGCA